AUGGGCUUUGAGGGGUCGACGGUGACACCACAGAUACGGAAGCUGAUAUCGGAGCACCAUAUUGGCUCUAUACUGCUGACCGCCAAGAACCUCAAGUGUACGCCUACGCCCCCUUAUCGCAUGACAAGCAUGGCUGACAGGACUCCAGCCGCCGAGCAGACGACCCAGCUCUGCCUCGAACUCCAGCAGAUAGCCCACGAUGCAGGCCACCCGGUCCCCCUGGCCAUUGGCCUCGACCAGGAAAAUGGCGGCGUCAACAGCUUAUUCGACGAGAUCUACAUCCGCCAGUAUCCCUCGGCCAUGGGCCUUGCAGCGACCGGAUCCAAGGAGCUGGCCUACGAGGUUGCUAAAGCGACGGCAGAGGAAAUUGCCGCUUGCGGGAUCAAUCUGAUGAUGGGGCCAUGUCUGGAUGUACUAACGAAUGCUCGGAAUCAGCCAUUGGGCGUACGGACGUUUGGUGAUGACCCUCAGGAGGUUUCGGGGUAUGGUAUUGCGUUCAUGAAGGGGUUCAAAGAUGCGGGUCUGGCGACUAUGGGAAAGCACUUCCCUUCGUACGGAAGUCUGGAAUUUCUGGGGUCAGCGCUGGAUGUGCCCACGAUCACUGAGUCCUUGGAGAGCUUGAGUCUAAACGCCCUGGUUCCCUUUCGCAAUGGCAUUAGGGAAGGCCUUGAUGCGAUGAUGGUGGGCGGAUGCGCCAUGUCUUCCGCAGGGCUGAACGUCAUGCACGCCUGUCUGUCAGAGCAGGUCGUGAAUGACCUCCUUCGCAGCGACCUCCAAUUCGAAGGCGUAACUAUCUCAGACUGCCUAGAGAUGGAGGCACUCAGCCACAACAUCGGCGUGGGAGGCGGAACUGUGAUGGCAAUCAAUGCUGGUUGCGACAUUGUGCUGCUCUGCCGCUCAUUCCAGCAUCAGCAAGAAGCUAUCGAGGGCUUCAGGCUUGGGCUGGAGAAUACGAUGAUCACCAAGGAGCGGCUACAGACCUCACUGAAGCGGGUUUUGAAGCUGAAGGCCAAGUGCACGACGUGGGAGAGAGCGCUCAAUCCACCUGGACUCAGCCUGUUAUCGCAGCUUCAACCGUCACAUACGACGCUGUCGACGAAGGCGUACAACUCGUCCAUUACGGUGGUGAGGGACAAGAACCGCCUACUGCCACUGACGAACAUCAUGGAGCCUGAGGAUGAGCUGCUUCUGCUUACUCCACUGGUGAAACCUCUGGCAGCAUCCGCAGCAUCGCAAGCUCUGAGCGAGCAAGCCACCAAUGGCUCACCCGAACCGCAGAUUUGGGAGCGGAGUGCUUCCGUCAUGAGCGGCGAGCGAGUAUUCCGAGAGCUCGGAAGGUCUCUCGCCCGACAAAGAAGUGGCAGAGUGCUGCACACCUCAUACACCGCCAACGGCGUCCGGCCUCAGCACGAAAACCUGAUCAACCGGGCCAGCGCUAUCAUCAUCGUCACAGCAGAUGCGAAUCGCAACCUAUACCAACAUGGCUUCACGAAGCACGUCUCGAUGAUCUGCAAUAUGCAGUACUCGUCUGGCGGUGAGAAACGAGAGAAGCCGCUUGUAGUUGUGUCCGUGAGCUCGCCAUACGACUUCGCCAUGGACCAGAGCAUUGGGACAUACGUUUGCACUUACGACUUUACCGAGACCGCUCUGACAUCCCUGGUCAAGGUUCUAUACGGCGAGUUCACACCAGCCGGCGCAUUGCCGGGCACAAUCAGCCAAAGCCAAAAACUCUCCCAAUCAAAGCAACACUGGCUCGUCGAGACCUUCAACGAAGAGCGCGACUCCAACGGCCUCGACAACCUCAUCAAAUCCUGCAUCGAAAACAACACCCCCGGCCUGCACUCCGAGCUCUCCAGCGCCACCUCCAACUCCUUCCUCCUCCGCAACCCGGACGUCCUGGAAUCCCACUUCGUCGUCCGCAAUAGCAGCACCCAGGCCCUCUACGGCUUCUGCUCGACCUACUUCUUCAAAAUCACCGGCGUCGGCGUCAUUGGCGCCAUCUUCGUCGACCCGGGCAGGAGAAAACUUUCAAUAGGCCACUCCCUGCAUAACCGCGCCAUUCGCACUCUGUUACAGCGGGAGGGAGCCAAACGCUUCCAGCUCGGCUCCCGCCUUCCCAGCAUGUACCUCGGCAUCCCCACCGGCCACGGCGGCGAGCGCAAACGUUUACGCUCAUGGUUCGCGAACUUGGGCUGGAACACCGCCCUCUCCCGCUCCGUCUGUAGCAUGGUCGCGCGUAACCUCGCGACCUGGGCGCCGCCGGAGGGGAUGGCGAAGAGUCUCCAAUCUGCCGGCGCGGACUUUGAUUUGGUGUACGGCUGGGAUUACGCUGGUCCGGUGUUGGACCACAUCAAGACGAACAACCGACAAGGCCUCGCCGCCGUCUAUAAGAUGGCUCUCGCGGACCCUUCGGCGUGCGGGAUUAUAAGGGCGAAGCGACCAGAGGAUGGCGCGAUCUUGGGGACGGUGGUGUUGUAUAACAUGCACUCUCGGCUAGCGGAAUAUGUGCCUGCGAUGAAGGAUGUUGGCGAACUGGCGGGUGGCAUUUCAUCCCCCGUGAUCAGUCCGUCGGCAGGAGAGUUUUCCACAUUGUUGCAGGGGUUGAUUCUGCUAGGGGUGAGGCAGAUUAAGGGGCAGGGGUGUGGGGCUUGUGUGCUUGAUUAUCGCGAUGGGUUUUACGGUGCUGCAUACUUUCGAGGAGGUUUCGUGUGA
This is a messenger RNA of Saxophila tyrrhenica, 2712 nucleotides long. RefSeq lists its product as uncharacterized. Gene Ontology annotation, biological process: carbohydrate metabolic process; peptidoglycan turnover. The transcript has 2 exons. The coding region runs from base 1 to 2712 and encodes 903 amino acids. The record is from RefSeq and is a predicted model, not a curated record. Gene Ontology annotation, molecular function: hydrolase activity, hydrolyzing O-glycosyl compounds. NCBI's taxonomy places the organism in Eukaryota, Fungi, Ascomycota, Dothideomycetes, Mycosphaerellales, Extremaceae.